AUGAUCUUGGGUGUUCCUCUACAACAUUGUGUCCCUUUCAACUCCGAUAUACCUCCUCCAGAGCAUAAGGAUAUUGCUAAGUCUCUUCAUCUGGAAGUGUUUGUUGUAAAGGAAAAUCUCUCUUCUAAGGGAGGUUUAUCUGGUUUCCAUCUGGAUAUUUUGGUAGACAAAGCCGAAGAGUGUGCUGCUCAAGGCAAUUGGGAGGCUUUGUGUGCUCUGUUAGCGUUAAGUGUCUAUGGUAUUAUGCUAUUCGCCGAUGAACCGAAAUUCGUGAGUAUGAGUGCUAUUCAUAUCUUUCUGCUAAAGAACCCGGUUCCCACCCUUCUUGGUGAUUUCUAUUUUUCGGUGCACAAUAAGAAUGAUAAGAGACGAGGGAGAUUGGUCAGAUGUUGCGCUCCAUUGUUCCAUAAGUGGCUCGUGGGGCACUUUCCAAAUGACGAUGCUUUUCUGAACCCGCAUCAAGCCAAGAAUUGGGCUAGAAGGUUGGUUGUCUUGACUGCUAAAGACAUCAGAUGGUGUAAUCAGAAUACCAAAGGUGGCGAUUUUGUGGUUAGCUGUGGGAAAUACCCUAACGUACCAUUGUUGGGUAUGAAGGGUUGUAUCAACUAUAACCCGAUUCUUUUGAGAAGACAAUUAGGGUAUGCCUUGACUCACGCUCCUAAGGAUCAAGAUCUGGUGGAAUCUUUCUACUUCCCACUGCAAGAUAAUCUAGAACUGGUUAAGCAAGCAGCUGGAGCUUGGAGGAAUAUUCAGACUAAAGGUGCUACUGUCUAUGGAAAAUGUAACAACAUCUCUUCUUCCCAGUAUGAUAGUUGGUUGCGAGAAAGAGUUCGGAUUACUCUUCUACCUUUCUCUAUGGGAGAACCAUCUGAUCCGAUUAUUGUUGAGUUUGUCAGCAUGGUAGAGUACAACAGUUUGAAGAAAACUUUGUGCGCUAAGAAAGAAGCUGAGAGAGAAGUUCAAAGAUUGAAUGAGCUUCAAAAACAAAGCAAUGAGAGGAUUGCUGAAGAUGCUGAUUAUAUCCGUAAAGUCUGUUCAGGUGAAGAUACACUGAAGAAAGCUUGCAAGGCUGCUAAGGAGCAGUUAGGAAGAGCUGAAUAUAGGCUUGUUGAGCGCCAGCAAAGGUGGGAAGAAUUGUUUGAUCGCCGGAGACAGGUUGAGAUAGAAAUUAGAGAAGAAAAUGAGCAGUUGAAGAGGAAGGAGAACGAGCAACAUGAAGCACUUCGAUUGGCUGAACAAGAGAUCGUCGAACUAAAGAUUUGA
Lathyrus oleraceus (garden pea) is the source of this 1263-nucleotide messenger RNA. RefSeq lists its product as uncharacterized. The transcript is spliced from 2 exons. Lineage: Eukaryota; Viridiplantae; Streptophyta; Magnoliopsida; Fabales; Fabaceae. Bases 1 to 1263 code for a protein of 420 amino acids. The record is from RefSeq and is a predicted model, not a curated record.